Messenger RNA from Belonocnema kinseyi, 1344 nucleotides. RefSeq lists its product as uncharacterized. Lineage: Eukaryota; Metazoa; Arthropoda; Insecta; Hymenoptera; Cynipidae. The record is from RefSeq and is a predicted model, not a curated record. The transcript has 2 exons. Bases 108 to 941 code for a protein of 277 amino acids.
AUAAUAACUUAUUUCACUCACCACAACUACUACUACACAACAACGAGACCCGUGUCUGGCGUUUUUGUUGCUAUUUGCGUAUGAGCAACAAAAGUUGAAGAUAGAAAAUGAGCCGCCACAUAGAAGAAAGAGAAGUCGAAAGACACGAUAGUGAUCGUGUAGUGAUAAAUUCCGAUUCCGAAUCUCCUAUCCUGGAAACACUCCUUCUAAAAAAAGGACCAAACGGAUAUACGAUUCAAAAAGGGAGAAAAAAUCGGAGGUCCGGUCGAAAUGGGACUGCACAGAAUCAUCCAAAAACAAAAACUUCAAAUCAACCCUUUUUCUACGAGUAUGUUUUUCCUGAUACCAGAAAUCAGCCGUAUUCAAAAUCUUCUGCAUUUGAUUUAAACCAUUUCACCUGCUCUUCUAAUUCCUGCUGGAUUCAGAAUAAUUCAGAAGCUUCAACCUCCAAGGAUCAUUUUGAAAUAGGGCUCGGAAAUGCUGUUCAAGAUCCUGUAAUUGACAGCAGCUCAGCAGAAAUUAAAGAUGGUUCUAUUGUGAUAGAAGACUUCGAUGAUUAUAAAAGUUAUCGUCUGAAUCCACUAUAUGACGAUCGGACACUUGGCGGAUGCAGCCUAGUUAAAAAAGAUUGCUUCCUAGGAGGGAAUAAGACACAAAAUCUCUCGGGCCUUGAUGGAUUUCCAUUCUCCGACCAAGGAACUUUAUUUCCAGAAACUAUGGAAGACAGCUUUGCAGAGCCAAUUCUUGAGAAGCUCUUUUCUCAAGUCAGUAACGCGUCUGAAGCUUCAACAAAGACCAUUGAUUCAGACGAUAUGAACUUCCUGGUUAAUACUGAUUGUGAGGACGAAGAUGAAGAGAGUAAUAUCAACAUUUUAGACGAUGGGAGUAUCCCUGUAAUCAGCAAGAGUGACUCCGAUGUACACGUUGUUGGUUCAUUAUAAAAAAAGAAAAGGUAAUCGACCACAGUUAUCUUCUUCUAGAGACUUACCUAAUUGAGAAGAGAAAAACUUAUGAUAGAUUCAUAUCUUACUGUAAAAAAGAUACAGAGCAUCAUUUAAUAAUACUCAAAUUUAGAUUUUAAGAGUAUUACGUUUCAAAUAAUUAUGACAAUAACUACAAUGCCGUGCAAAACAAGAGAGGGGUAACUGCAUUUGGAAUUUGAACCUACGAGUCAUAAUUGUUUCCAAUAUAUUUAAAUGGAAAACAAUUACGAAUCAGGUGGCAAAUCCUAAGUGUAGUUAUCUGCUUCUUUUUUUUACAUGGCAUUAAAAUUUUAUUUAGGAUUUUGAAUCCAGCGGCAGUUUUUCUUUUUUCAAAUUGCUUCACUGAUAAAUAGACUUAUUA